This is a messenger RNA of Cladophialophora carrionii CBS 160.54, 1080 nucleotides long. RefSeq lists its product as uncharacterized. The record is from RefSeq and is a predicted model, not a curated record. NCBI's taxonomy places the organism in Eukaryota, Fungi, Ascomycota, Eurotiomycetes, Chaetothyriales, Herpotrichiellaceae. Bases 1 to 1080 code for a protein of 359 amino acids. The transcript has a single exon.
AUGACAGCAACCACUCACCCUGAAUUCAACGCGGAAACCGAAGCUUUGGACGUGGCAAAGGCAUUCCCUGACGCGAUCCGAGGCAAGACCAUCCUUGUCACCGGGGUCAACCUCAAGGGCAUUGGCUUCACCACUGCACAGGCUUUUGCUUCCCAAGCGCCGGCGCACUGCAUUCUCGCCGGCCGCAACAGGACCAAGCUUCAGGAGUGCAUCGAGGAGCUCAAGAAAGAGUAUCCAAAUGUCGACUACCGGGCACUGAUCCUCGACCUCGGCAGCCAGAGGGCCGUCCGGGGUGCUGCGCAGGAGGUUCUCUCCUGGGAUGAUGUCCCCAGCAUCGAUAUCUUGGUCAACAAUGCUGGGGUGGCCACGAUUCCGGAGCGCACCCUCAGCGAAGAAGGAAUCGAGAUGACCUUCGCCACCAACCACAUCGGGCACUUUCUCUUCACAUGCCUCGUCAUGCCCAAACUCAUUGAAGCUGCAAGGGCCAACCCAAAAGGCGCAACGCGGAUCGUCAACGUCAGCUCCCGCGCGGCCGAGGCAAACGGGAUCCGUUGGAGCGAUCUCAACUUUGAGAAGAAGUCGAGGGAGUUGCCUGAGGAUGAGCAGCCGAAUUACCAAUUGCUCAAGCUGUGGAGCAUCUCUAACGCGCCAGAUCUGUCGUACAUUCCUUUAGAGGCCUACGUUCAGAGCAAGGCUGCGAAUGUCUUGUUUGGUAUCGGACUCACAAAGAGGCUGUAUGAGAAGUACGGCAUUUUGAGUCUGGCGAUUCAUCCCGGUGUGAUUGACACGGAACUGGCGAGGCAUUCGACCAAGGAGCAGAUGGCCGCCAUCAAGGACAGAGAGCGGCGCGGGGAGUUCACGUACAAGACCCUGUCCCAAGGGGCGUCGACGACCGUGGUUGCAGCAAUAGAUCCCAAGCUUGGGGCCAGCGUGACGCAUGAUGGCAAGGAGGGCUACGGAGCUUACCUCAUGGACUGUCAGAUUUCGCAGAAUGCGCAUCCUCGUGCGAAGUCGAGUGAUGAGGCCGAGAAGUUGUGGAGGCUGUCGGAAGACCUUGUCGGAGAGGAGUUUUCUUGGUGA